AUGAGUGAAAAUAUUGAUGAACAUAUUCUCAAAAAAUAUGAGGUCAUCUAACGUAUUGGUAAAGGAGCCUAUGGAAUCGUAUGGAAAGCCAAAGAUCUUAAAACUCUAAAAAUAGUUGCACUCAAAAAAGUGUUUGAUGCAUUCAACAAUCCCACUGACGCUCAGCGCACAUAUAGAGAAGUUACAUUCCUUAAAUAGCUGAAACACCCAAACAUUGUCUCAAUUAUUGAAACCUAUCCUGCUAAUAACAAAAUCGAUCUCUACAUUGUAUUUGAAUAUAUGGAAACAGAUUUGCAUAUUGCCAUCAGAGCUAACAUACUAUAAGCAGAGCAUCGUCGAUACAUUACAUAUUAAUUAAUUAAAGCAUUGAAAUACAUUCACUCAGCAGGAAUGAUACAUCGAGAUCUUAAACCUGCUAAUAUUUUAAUUGAUUCUGAAUGCUAAAUAAAAUUGGCUGACUUUGGUCUAGCUCGUAUGGUUGGAUCACAUGAUUCUGAUAUCUUAACUGAUUAUGUGGCUACAAGAUGGUUCAGAGCUCCAGAAAUUCUCCUUGGCUCCAAAUCCUAUUCUUAUGGUAUUGACUUAUGGUCCGUUGGUUGUCUAAUGGGAGAAAUGAUCCUAGGGAAAGCAUUGUUCUCUGGAAACAGCACUAUAAACCAACUUGAAAAAAUAGUUGAUAUUCUUGGUAGUCCCAAUGCCUAAGAAAUAAUUGCCAUGGGCGGACAAUCAUAAAUAUUUUUAAACCAAUUCAGACCAUCUAAACAAAAACUUAAUUCUUUACUUGGCUGUCCUAAAGAUGAAUUAGAUAUCAUCUCCAAAUUACUAUAGUACGAUCCUGCUAAACGAUUAAGCAUUGAUGAAUGCUUAAAACAUUCUUAUUUUAAAGAAUAUCGCAACGUUAAGGAGGAAAUUUGCUAUCAUGGAUCUAUUAUACUCUAAUUGCAAGAUGAUAAACAAUAUCCAAUCUCUACAUACAGAGAUGUUUUAUAUAAAAAAAUGGAUUAUUCAAGAAUCAUUACCUUAGUUAAUAAGCAAAAGAAAAUCGUUGAAGAACUUGCAUUGAAAAAAUAAUAACAAACUUUUAAGUAGCUCAUUGAAUAAAAAAGUGCAUAAUCUAUUAAAUAAUACAGAAGCACUAAAUUCUUGAAAAAUACUUAUUCAAACUCAAAUUUAUUAGAUAAAAGCCCAUUGAAUAAAUCCUAAUAGUAAUAAUAAUAACAAUAACAAUAAUAACAACAAUUAAACUCUACCUCUAAUAUCAAAAAUAAAUUGAGGUCCAUCUGUCAAUAAUCUGAAGCAAGACAAAGAAGUGCAAUAUCGAAAUAAUCUAAUUCUUCGUCCAAAUAUAAUAUUCUUCAUAAUGUUACUAAUACUUCUUUGAGUCCACAUUCUGCAAUUAAUUCUAGGUAUUUACCUAACAGGUUCCACCAAAAGCAUAAUGAUUUUUGAUAUUCAUUUUAACUUAUACACUAAUUUAUAUGAAAACCA
This is a messenger RNA of Paramecium tetraurelia, 1488 nucleotides long. RefSeq lists its product as uncharacterized. The record is from RefSeq and is a predicted model, not a curated record. Gene Ontology annotation, cellular component: nucleus; cytoplasm. Gene Ontology annotation, molecular function: MAP kinase activity; ATP binding. Gene Ontology annotation, biological process: intracellular signal transduction; protein phosphorylation. The transcript has 3 exons. Lineage: Eukaryota; Ciliophora; Oligohymenophorea; Peniculida; Parameciidae.